This is a messenger RNA of Lodderomyces elongisporus, 705 nucleotides long. RefSeq names its product exosome non-catalytic core subunit (gene RRP46). Gene Ontology annotation, biological process: poly(A)-dependent snoRNA 3'-end processing; rRNA catabolic process; nuclear mRNA surveillance. The transcript has a single exon. Gene Ontology annotation, cellular component: nuclear exosome (RNase complex); nucleolus; cytoplasmic exosome (RNase complex). The coding region runs from base 1 to 705 and encodes 234 amino acids. Lineage: Eukaryota; Fungi; Ascomycota; Pichiomycetes; Serinales; Debaryomycetaceae. The record is from RefSeq and is a predicted model, not a curated record.
AUGACAUUUGAAGUAAAUACAUCUAUAUUACCGAACGCAGACGGCUCGGCAGAACUUGUAUACACCAAUAACGGCACAAAAGUUCUCUGUUCCGUUUCCGGUCCUAUUGAACCCAAACCACGUCAAGAACUUCCACAACAAGCGAGUCUUGAAAUAAUCGUGCGACCUGCUCGUGGUCUUUCUACCACAAGGGAAAAGUUGAUUGAAGAUAAAUUACGUUCGCUUUUACAAAACAUUAUAAUCAGAUACAAGUAUCCGCGACAAUUGAUCCUGAUUGUUGUGCAAUUCUUGGUGGUUGAUGAGGAUCCAGUAUACUUGACGAACGAGUUGAGUGCUGCUAUCAACUGCUGUUUCUUUGCAUUGGUAGAUGCCGAUGUUGCCUUAUACUGGAGUUUUGCUAGUGUUGCCGUAUGUAUCAAGGGAGAUGGUUCAGGAGAUGGUGAACAAUUAAUCAAGAGUCCCACAGGGAAAGAAAUUGCGCAAAGUGAUUCUUUCCAUGUAGUGUGUUUUGGAAUCGAGAAUGGCAAGGUGGAGAAAUUGUUAUUGUUGGAGAGUGCAGGUGACUUUACCGAACUGCAGUUGUUUGAUAUGUUGGGCCAGACCGUGGGGGAUGUGGAAAGUUUACAUCAAUUGCAAAGGAAAGCUAUUACAAAGAAAGUUGAAGGUGAUUAUAUAUGGAGAGGUCCCAUUGAACAAGAAAGCUGA